Daucus carota subsp. sativus is the source of this 2016-nucleotide messenger RNA. Its product is annotated as vacuolar protein sorting-associated protein 9A. Gene Ontology annotation, molecular function: guanyl-nucleotide exchange factor activity; small GTPase binding. NCBI's taxonomy places the organism in Eukaryota, Viridiplantae, Streptophyta, Magnoliopsida, Apiales, Apiaceae. Bases 300 to 1709 code for a protein of 469 amino acids. Gene Ontology annotation, cellular component: endocytic vesicle; cytosol. The record is from RefSeq and is a predicted model, not a curated record. Gene Ontology annotation, biological process: vesicle-mediated transport. The transcript is spliced from 7 exons.
UUUUCUGCGAAUCGCAAUAAUUCCGUUCCUGGAGAGAGAUCUAUAUAUAUAUUUCACGAAAAUCCACCUUAAAAGUUUGACCACGAAAACAACACAGAGAUACAGCAAUCAUCUGAGAAGAAGACAGAGGCAGAUCGGCGAGAGCUUGGUAGCUUCAAAUACAAUACAAUACAAUACAAAGAGGCGAAGAAGCAAUUGAAAUAGGGAAACAAUAACUAAAUUAAAAAUAGAGGGGGCUAUUUAACUUGACUUGGUAUUCUCCACUCGACUUGCUGAUCGUCUCCGGUCUAUCUGUGGAUAUGGAGAACGCCGACGUGUUUAGCUCGUCGACGGCUCCACUCACCUGGCAUGACUUCCUAGAACGCAUGCGCCAUCCCUCUGCUUCUGAUUUCGUCAAAUCCAUCAAAAGUUUUAUAGUAUCAUUCUUGAACAAUACUCCGGAUCCAGAGAGGGACAGUGCCGCUGUACAGAAUUUUCUUAGUAACAUGGAAGCUGCUUUUAGGGCUCAUUCCCUUUGGGCGGGUUGUUCUGAGGAAGAGUUGGACAGCGCUGGUGAAGGACUGGAGAAGUAUGUCAUGACAAAGUUAUUUACCCGCGUAUAUGCUUCAGUUCCAGAAGAGGUAAAUGAAGACGACCUACUCCACCAGAAAGUAGCUCUAAUACAGCAAUUCAUCCGUCCUGAGAAUUUGGAUAUUCAGCCAAUUUAUCAAAAUGAAACAUCAUGGUUGCUUGCACAAAAAGAGUUGCAGAAAAUAAACAUGUACAAGGCUCCACGAGACAAACUUGUCUGCAUUCUCAACUGUUGCAAGGUUAUCAAUAACUUGCUGCUCAAUGCUUCCAUUGCUUCAAAUGAGAAUCCUCCUGGUGCUGAUGAAUUUCUUCCUGUUCUUAUCUAUGUUACCAUAAAGGCAAACCCUCCUCAACUGCACUCAAAUUUGUUGUAUAUACAACGUUACAGGAGUCAAUCCCGUUUAGUUUCAGAGGCAGCCUAUUUUUUCACUAACAUGCUUUCUGCUGAGUCAUUCAUUAUGAACAUUGAUGCGAAAUCUCUCUCUAUGGAAGACACUGAAUUUGAAAAAAACAUGGAAUUUGCUCAAGCCCUUCUCUUUGGUCCUUCAGACUCGGAUAAUAUGACCAGUCAAAGUGAUCAGAGCGUUGAACAUCAGGAAACUAAGCGUCUGGGGACUACAACACGGACAAAAGUCCCACCUCAAACGUCGGAAACUAAAUCGAGAAAUGAUAGAUCCCAUCCAAAGGAUCCAUAUGCUUUGGAUACAGUUCCAUCGAUCUCAGAUCUGGAAAAUCAAGGAGCGAACAUGCUUAUGAAGGAUGAGAACUCAAAACAAGUGUUCAUGGAAUUUCCCUACUUGUAUGCGAAGUCUGGUGAUCUAACAAUCAGUGAUGUAGAGGAACUGCUGAAUAACUAUAAGCAACUAGUCUUCAAGUAUGUCUGUCUUUCAAAAGGAAUGGGUGUUUCUGUUACACCUCCAUCAUCUGCUUCACAAACUCAAUCUGAAGGUGACACUAAAACUGCAAAGGAGCCUGGAGAUAGUAUAACAGUGGAGCCGGAAAAUGGAAACGUUUCAACAGAAGUUGAUGCUUCUGAAGUAGUUUCAAAGUAUCGGGAAGAUAGGGCAGGAUCGAAGUCCCCUCAAGAUGAACCUGUUGCUUCUGAAGAUGAGAUAGGUGAAGAGAAUUCUCGGAGUUAGUUGGAUGACAGACUAUUUGUCAGUGAACAUCUUGUACCUGGUUGAUGCGAUGGAGUAUGGACAGAUCAAUGUUGGAACUUCUGUACCUUUUUGAUAAAUUAGUUAUCAUUCUGUUAUAUCUAUCUAGUAUAGUAGUAAAUUUUUCGUCGUUCGGAAAUGUGCAUUGGAGUUGGGAAGUAGAUAAUCUGGGGGUAGGCCUGGUGCAAUUAAAUUGUGAAAUCUUAAAUCCAUAUACUGUAUGUUGGUGUUUGGAAUUUUAAUUUUAUGAUCUGGAAUAGAACCAUAGUCCCAAAUCAUUCUUCAAACU